CUGCUUAUGGUAAUGUCUUGAGAAUGAGAUCCUAUUCACAGAAUAAAGGCAGGCAGAAUUCUGCUUUUAUAAAUCAAGACGCACUCUAUGAGAAUGCACCGACAUAUCCACCUAUUCCUGCUGAACAAUUGCCACUGGUAUGGGCCACUAAACAUGCUAAUGAUAAUGACCUGCUCAAAAAGGAAUAUGAUGAUCUACCAAAGUCUUCCAAACCUGUGACCGUUGAAGCAUCACAUAUACCUGAGAAUAAAAUCAAAAACAGAUAUAUCAAUAUCCUUGCCUAUGACCAGACAAGAGUGAAACUAACUCCGAUUGAAGAUGAUCCAUACUCUGAUUACAUUAAUGCUUGUUAUGUCGAUGGUUACAAGAGUCAUAACAAGUUUAUUGCUGCACAAGGACCAAAAGAAGAAACUGUGAAUGACUUCUGGAGAAUGAUCUGGGAACAGAAAUCAUUAACUAUUGUCAUGGUAACCAAGUGUGCUGAAUCAAACAGGGAAAAAUGCUCCCAGUACUGGCCUGAUGACUGCACUACUGAGUAUGGGGACAUUAAAGUUACACCAUUAUUGAAGGAGACUAUAAAACUUGCUGAUUAUGAUAUCCGAUCGUUUAGUGUCUGUCAUUUAUCCGAUGAAGAAGACACUAGGACAAUUAUUCAGUUGCAUUACACCAGUUGGCCUGACUUUGGAGCACCUAAGUCACCUAUUGGUAUGCUGAAUUUCAUUAAGAGAGCUCGAAUUAUUGACCAACAGCAUCCAUCUAAACCUGGUCCUAUGUUAGUACAUUGCAGUGCUGGUGUUGGUCGUACAGGUACUUUUAUUGUCUUGGAUGCAAUGAUGGACCAGAUGGCUGCUGAAGCCAAAGUUGAUAUCUUUGGAUUUAUUUCCCAGAUAAGAGGACAGAGAAAUCUUCUUGUACAAGCUGAUGUGCAGUAUAUCUUUAUUUACCAAGCUUUGGUGGAACAUUAUUUGUAUGGUAACACUGAGAUAGAUGUUAAUAAUAUGCUGAUUCAUUGGGGUAAAUUACAUAAUAGAGUACCAGGUACAGACAAGACUGGUUUGGAAAUUGAAUAUCAGAAAUUGAUGGAAAUCCCGAUUGAGAAUGUUGUUGUGAAGGAUGCUCACUCUGAACACAAUAGAUUGAAGAAUAGACUUGUCAAUGUUGUUCCAUAUGAUGGAAAUCGUUUUCGUCUGAUUCGUCUGCUUGGCAGAGAACACUCUGAUUACAUCAAUGCUUCCAACAUCGAUGGUUACAGACAGAAGGGUGCUUACGUAGUGACACAAGGUCCUCUCAAAGAUACAGUAGAGGAUUUCUGGAGAUUAGUUUGGGAAUCCAGAACUGGAUCUAUUGUCAUGCUUUGUCAUCUGCAGGAGAAUGGUCUGGAAAAGUGUACCCAAUACUGGCCUGAGGAUGAUGAGACUGCCACCUAUGGAGAUAUUGCUGUACAGUUGAAGAGAAAUGAAGACUAUUCCAUAUAUACAAUUAAAACAUUGCUUGCAACUGACACCAAGGGCGGAGAAUCACGUACUAUUCGUCAUUUUCACUAUACUGCAUGGCCUGAGAUUGGGGCUCCAGAAAGUGGAACUGGAAUGAUUGAAAUGAUGGGUCAAAUACAGAAACAGCAACAGAAUACUGGAAACUUACCCAUUCUUGUACAUUGCAGUGCUGGUUCAGGACGAAGUGGUGCUUUUUGUGCAUUGAAUACAGUCAUAGAGCGGAUCAAAACAGAGGGAAUAGUUGAUGUCUUCCAGACAUACAAAUCAUUGAGAGAACAAAGACCACAAAUUGUGCAAAGUGUUGACCAGUAUAACUUUGUAUACAAGGCAGUUAUUGAUUACUUGGGAUCAUUUGAUAACUACGACAACUUCAAAUAAGUGCUUACAAUAAACAUCUUCAGUACUUAUAGAAAUUAAACUGGUUGAAUUUCAGAACUUUUGUAUAAUCAAGAAGAAAAGUUAUGUUUUAAAUUUUGUAUAGAUUGCAAUGAAUUAUACAUCUGCUUACAUUUUUGUAUAUUUUCAUAAAUCUAUUUUCAUAAAUAAUAUUCAAAUGACUAGCGCUUACUAAUUCUUAAUGUUUUAAUGUAAUAGUUUUCAAAUGUUCAUGUUGUAUGUCAGAGAUGCAUUAAUUAUUCAAGAAAAUCUGAUCGUUUACCUUUUGCAAAAUAUUUACAUUAUCAAUUUUAUGUAAUUUUGAUAGACUAUAUUAUUUUAUACAGGACUGCUUUAGAUAAAAUCGUGGCAAUAACCAAAAAAUAUUAACUGACAUUUAGUGAAGGCUGAAACAGGCUGCAUACUUUACAACAUUACUGUUUUUUCGUUGUUUUUUCUAGAUUAAUUUUAGAAAUAAUACUUUAUUUUUCUACGUGUAGAAUGACAUUAUAUGAAAAGCUUUUCUAAUA
Saccoglossus kowalevskii is the source of this 2398-nucleotide messenger RNA. RefSeq names its product receptor-type tyrosine-protein phosphatase S. Gene Ontology annotation, molecular function: calcium ion binding; protein tyrosine phosphatase activity; protein binding. The record is from RefSeq and is a predicted model, not a curated record. Gene Ontology annotation, biological process: protein dephosphorylation. Lineage: Eukaryota; Metazoa; Hemichordata; Enteropneusta; Harrimaniidae.